AUGGCUGAUUGGUCGGGUCUUCAUCAAGACCUUGUUAUCUGUAUUGCCAAACAGAUAGUCUUCUUGAAAGAUUUCCAUGCUUUUGGUGCAGUUUGUAAACCAUGGAGAUCCGCCGCCACCAAAGAUAACUUCACAGGUCCAUCUCCUCUCCUUAUGGUCUCAGGGUGGGACGAAAGUAGUACUGAAGCCAAUAUCCGCAAACUUGUCCACUUAAAAGGUCGGCCAGAGAUAUAUAUGAAUUAUAAGAAGCAGCGUUGUUGUUAUUAUUCUUCCCUAGGAUGGUUGAUGAGUAUAUCUGAAGAUUUCAAGGUUAGUUUGUUGAACCCUUUUGAUCACCAUGCCCGAAUCAAGCUGCCGGAUAUUAACAUGCUUAAAGCUAGUGUUGGAGAGGUAAAGUUGCCGCGGUUUCUUCACUAUGACCGUAUGAUUAGCAAGUUUGUCUUAUCAUCGUGCCCCUUCUCAUCAUCGGAUUGGAUUGUCGUGGUAAGUUAUGAGAUGGUCAUCGGCAAUGGUUGGGGAUUUUGCAGAUUAGGAGAUGAUAAAUGGACGCACGUAUCCUGGUACCUAUUAAUGGAUUUAGCUUACUACAAUGGGCAGCUUUACGCGGUGGACAUCGAAGGCAACAUCUUGAUUUGUGAUAUCCAAGACCUUGAGCAACCAAAAACGAGCAUUCUUCUAUCAAAGGGGAUACCAAUGGAACCUAUAUACGGGGGUAGUCGUCAAAGAAUCUACAUAGUAGAAUCAGCAGGAGUCUUGUUGGUGGUUUUGCACACCUUUGCAAAGAGUUCAUCAAUUAAAACCAUUAAGUUAAGGGUAUUCGAAGUGCCGUUUGAUAAAACUGAAGAGUGGGAGUGGUCGAAUUUGGAGGUUAAGAACUUGGGGAAUAAAACUCUCUUUUUGGGAUGUAAAAAUUCUUCAUACUCUAUUGAAGCCUCGGAGUAUUACUUUGGAUGCAAACCCAAUUGCAUAUACUUCACCAUUGAAUGGCUUGACUGGGUGUUGCUCAACUCUCUUCCUGAAAUAAACGUGGAUGAUGUUAAUAUGGAAUACGAAAAGGCGGAGCUACUUUUAAACGGGAACGCGAGUGUUUUUAUUUUUAAUAUGGAAGAUGAGAAGGUGGAGCAACUUUUAGCACCUACGGAUUUAGGUUUAGGGGAAGGAGAAACUCUAUGGUUACAACCACAGCCACCAAGCUUGUAG
Messenger RNA from Rosa rugosa (rugosa rose), 1200 nucleotides. RefSeq names its product F-box protein At2g26160-like. The record is from RefSeq and is a predicted model, not a curated record. The coding region runs from base 1 to 1200 and encodes 399 amino acids. The transcript has a single exon. Lineage: Eukaryota; Viridiplantae; Streptophyta; Magnoliopsida; Rosales; Rosaceae.